Chrysochloris asiatica (Cape golden mole) is the source of this 1284-nucleotide messenger RNA. RefSeq names its product RELT tumor necrosis factor receptor (gene RELT). The coding region runs from base 1 to 1284 and encodes 427 amino acids. NCBI's taxonomy places the organism in Eukaryota, Metazoa, Chordata, Mammalia, Afrosoricida, Chrysochloridae. Gene Ontology annotation, biological process: apoptotic process; amelogenesis. Gene Ontology annotation, molecular function: protein binding. The transcript is spliced from 10 exons. The record is from RefSeq and is a predicted model, not a curated record.
AUGAAGCUGAGCCUGCUGCGCUGGUCCCUGUCCUGCCUCCUUGUGCUGCUGCCCUGGCUCCCAGCCACUCCAGCAUUGACGCUUCCUUGGCAGUGCCCGCCUGGGGAGGAGCCCAGCCUGGACCUGAGGCAGGGUGCUGCAUUGUGCAGGUCCUGCCCCCCAGGUACCUUCUCAGCCUCAUGGGGCCCCAGCCCAUGCCAACCCCACACCUGCUGCAGCCCCCAAGGGAGGCUGGAGGCCCAGGCGGGCUCGGCGACUCGAGAUGCACUGUGUGGAGGCUGCCAGCCUGGGUGGUUCAGCCCUGAGGGAAACCCCCAUGUUCCAUGUCACCCCUGCUCCUUGGCACCUCUGGGUACUCUCAGCUGUCGUGUGUUGGGGCGCAGGGUCCGACGUGGCGUGGAGCUGGCAGGAGGUGCCAGUGGUAGCGGGGAGAGCCAGCAGCCUGGGAACAGCACGCGGGCUGGCAGCACCGAGGAGACAGCCGCACAGUACGCGGUGAUCGCCAUUGUACCUAUCUUCUGCCUCAUGGGACUGCUGGGCAUCUUGGUGUGUAACCUGCUCAAGAGGAAGGGUUACCACUGUACGGCCCACAAGGAGAUCGGGCCUGGCCCCGGAGCUGGAGGCAGCGGGAUCAACCCUGCCUACCGGGCUGAGGAUGCCAAUGAAGACACCAUCGGGGUCCUGGUGCGUCUGAUCACUGAGAAGAAAGAGAAUGCGGCGGCCCUGGAAGAGCUGCUGAAAGAGUAUCACAGCAAACAGCUGGUACAAACGAGCCACAGGCCUGUGCCCAGGCCGAUGCCAGGCCCUGCCAACAUACCACAUGUAUGCCCACAUCGCCACCACCUCCACACCGUGCAGGGCCUGGCCUCAGUGUCUGGUCCCUGCUGCUCCCGAUGUAGCCAGAAGAAGUGGCCCGAAGUGCUGCUGUCCCCUGAGGCUGCAGCAGCCACCACCCCUGCCCCCAGCUUCCUGCCCAGCUCAGCCAGAGUCCCCAAGGCUGGACGCCAGGGGGAGAUCACCAUCUUAUCUGUGGGCAGGUUCCGUGUGGCUCGAAUUCCUGAGCAGCGAACAAGUUCAGUAGCAUCUGAAGUGAAGACCAUCACAGAGGCAGGGCCUUCAGGGGGCAAUUUCCCUGUCUCCUCACAGCCUGGCCUCCCCCCCGAGCAGCGCUCACUCCUGGGCAGUAGCACAAGCCACACUAAAUGGCUAAAGCCCCCAACGGAAAACAAGCCUGAGGAGAACCGCUACAUCGUCAGGCUAAGUGAGAGCAACUUGGUCAUCUGA